GUCAAUAAUUAGUAUACACACACACACGCUCUUUAUUGCUUUGUGUUCCAAAACCUCGUUUGAUAUUCUUGGUUCUUUGGGCAAGCUAGUUGGGUUCUAUAAUGGGUAGUUUGAAGUGCUUUUGUCUUGCUGCUUUGCUUAUUUCAACCUUUGUUAUGGUUUCAGAAAGCCGAGUGGCAAGAAAGGACCUAGGGUUGGACCUUGGUGGCAUUGGAGUUGGUAUUGGCGCAGGAAUAGGGAUUGGUCUAGGAGGAGGAAGUGGUGCAGGCUCUGGUGCUGGUUCAGGAUCAGGUUCUGGGUCUGGGUCUAGUUCAGGGUCAGGUUCAGCUUCUGCCUCAGGAUCAGGUUCUGGGUCAGGCUCAUCUGGUGCAGGGUCAGAAGCAGGUUCAUAUGCUGGGUCUAGAGCCGGGUCAGGAUCAGGAGGCAACCGAGGAGGUGGAUCAGGCUCUGGUGAGGGUUACGGUGAGGGUCGUGGUGAGGGUUCUGGUAGAGGAAGUGGCUCUGGUCAAGGUUCUGGUUAUGGUGAAGGCCGUGGCUAUGGCUCUGGGUCUGGAAGUGGUCAUGGAAAAUGAAGUCACGUAGUUUUCUUUAAGACUGAAAAGAAAGAGGAAUAUUUAAAUUAUAAAGCUUUUGACCUUUAUGAAUAUUAAUAAAUAAGUAUGGUGAUUGUGAGUCCUAUGUCAAUUUCAGAAUGUUAGUUCUAAAUCUAAAUUCCCUUGGAUUAAUGCUGUUUUACCUCCUUCAGUUCAAUAAAUUUAUCUUUGUUGUC
Quercus robur (English oak) is the source of this 769-nucleotide messenger RNA. Its product is annotated as glycine-rich protein 5-like. The transcript has a single exon. The record is from RefSeq and is a predicted model, not a curated record. The coding region runs from base 102 to 572 and encodes 156 amino acids. NCBI's taxonomy places the organism in Eukaryota, Viridiplantae, Streptophyta, Magnoliopsida, Fagales, Fagaceae.